UUGUCAGUCGUCAAUAUGGCAAUUUUUGAAAGUUUAUCUUUGGUCGGUGUUCUCGUUUUUGUGGUCGCAGCGGUGGUUGCAGAUCCGAUUCCCACCACCGUCGCCAAUCCAGUUCUAAGCGUAACGACUUCGGUUCAGAACGCUCACACGAACAGUUUGGGUGUUCCAAUUAUGGCGAAUACAUUGCCCGCUUCAAAAGCCUCGGUUACUUUGCUUGCAUCGCAAGUGGAUCCAUUUCAACAAGCAUCCAUCAUGUCAUCUCAAAUGUCAAACGCAAUGUCAAAUGCUGUGAAUAGCCAUAUUCAGCAAGUAGCGGCAAAUGCUAUCGCCCAUUUGGCAGCAUCACAACAAUCGAUGAUGGCUGUAACUCCAGUCGUUAUGGCCCCAAACAACUUUAAUCAUUUUACUUCCAUGCCAGCUGUUUCUGUUCCAGGAAGGACCGUUGUCGAAACGAGAUAUGAAAUUAUUGGCGACAAGAAAAAUUGUGCCGCAAGAAAAUCAACUUCAAAACCAGUAUCAUCAUCACGUUCGAGUGGAUCAAGAUCUGGAAUUGUUAUAACACAUGACGAUGGAACUCCAAUUGGGAAAUUAUAUUGAUUUUGAACUUUAAUAAUCAAAUCUUAACUAAAAGUAACAUUGAUACAUUGUACUGGUAGCUUUUAUUAAGAGAAAAUACACCGAUUCGUUCGAAAAAAAAUA
Molecule: messenger RNA, 699 nt
Organism: Contarinia nasturtii (swede midge)
Lineage: Eukaryota; Metazoa; Arthropoda; Insecta; Diptera; Cecidomyiidae
Exons: 3
Coding region: 16-597 (193 amino acids)
Source: RefSeq, a predicted model, not a curated record